UCCUCGGUUAUGGCUUCGUCCCCAAGCUCCCAGCUAUUGUUCUCAUGUGGUGACUCUCGACGGUCUUCAUCCCCCAUCGCCACCACCUCAGAUCGUGUGCGCCGGGCGACGAGCUGGUCCAUCAUCUUCCAUCUCUCGGUCAUGCAUUAGUCUCUGUAUCGCGCUUUGUCUGACUCGAUUUGGUAUCCUGUCGCGAUUUUUCGUUGAGGUUUUGGGCCACCACUUCCGCCGUGUCAUUGCGCACUCGCUGGCCCCGGCUUCAAUCUGUGGUUCUUGGACGCUCGGUGAAUUCGCUCGAGGUGCUGGUCGAUGUUGUCCGUCUUUUGCGUCAGGUCAGCAUGUUUCUGCCCAUGUAAUGGUGACGUGUUCGUGUCGUCAACUUGAAGAAGGCUGGCUUUUGAUUUGAAGAUUUGAUGAAUAUGGCAUUAGUGUCUGCCUCUAAGAACCGAUUUGUUGGUUUCUCUUGGUUGAUGAUCUUUAUUUCAAGCGCUCGCACCGAACCUUAGCGCAGGCGUGUGCGUUUAUGGGGACAGGUUGAUGUGCAUCGUGGUGGUUUUGAAGCCUCCUUGAACCACCUCUCAAUCUCAAAGACUUGCAUAUCUUUGAACUCUUUCAUGGUAGUUUUUGCUGUCUCUGGCGUGGUGGAGCUUUAGGGUUUAGUGCAUUCAAGCCUACUUCGACGGCCACGCGAUCUUAGUAGAGUCGCCGAAAGACGAGGCUAAUAGGAGCUUUGUAGGAGCUCUUUGUAACAAUAGAUGAUCCGGCUCGUUUCUGCUGGGCUACGUCAACUUGUUUCUUGAGGCAGGGCGGCUGUGACUGGUAUUUAACAUUGGGUGAUUUAUCAGCUUCGGCGAUCACUCUUUUCUUUGUACCCACUUCUUGGAAUUCGAGAUAUUUCACGACUCCUGGACUUGAAGCAUUAGAUUGUAGAGUUCUUGAACUCAGGAGACUCAUUGUUCUCUUCGGCACUUGUACCAGAUUUUGGGAGUUCUCGAAGCAGUUUUACUGCUUAAAUUUAUCCGGGAUCAGGGCGGUUACAUAUUCCAUAGCAAAUCAGUUUUUAGAUUUUAAAGAAAAAUUUAAAAUCGUCAAUUUUGAAUCGUUUUACCUGGAAAGUGGUGACGAAUAGGGCAUAAUUUGGAAUCAAUAUGGAAGACUUCGAGAAAGCAGUUUUGUUCAGUUUCGAUCAGUCUGGGGCUGUGAGUGAUGAAUUGAAGGCCCAAGCAGCAGCUUAUUGUGAGCAGGUCAAGCAAGCCCCCAACAUUAUUGAAGCAUGUUUAGAAAAAAUACGGAUAUCUCAGUACGCUGAGGUUCAAUUCUGGUGUCUUAAGACACUUGAGGAAGUAAUGCAGCAGCGGUACAAGACGUUGGAUUCUCAAAAACGACUUUUUAUCCGGUCUUCUCUGAUGUUGGCUUUUUGCAAUUUUAAUCUGGAUGACGCUUCGAUUACUGAUUCUGCAAUCCCACUGUCAUCUCGCCCGGUAUUUAUUAGAAAUAAGCUUGCCCAGCUGAUCGUCAUCCUUAUUUAUCUUGAGUAUCCUGCCGAGUGGCCUUCAGCUUUUCUCGACAUGCUCGGGUCUCUCAGCAAAGGACCUGUGGUUGUGGACAUGUUCAUUCGUGUACUGAACGCACUGGACGAGGAAGUCAUUAGUUUCGAUUUUCCAAGGACGGAAGAAGAGGCUGCUGCCGCAACUCGGAUCAAAGAUGCAAUGAGACAGCAGUGCAUAUCUCAAGUUGUGGCUGCUUGGUACAAUUUAAUUGUGAUGUACAAGGGUCAGUCACCUCAAUUAGCCGCUCAGGUAUUGGAAAUGAUGCAGAAGUAUGUUGCAUGGAUCGACAUUGGUUUGGUCGCCAACGACAGUUUCGUUCCUUUGCUUUUUGAAUUCCUCGUCUCAUCCCACGAGUAUCCUCAGCUUCGAGGGGCAGCUGCAGAGUGCCUUCUAGCAAUCGUAUCAAAAAGGAUGGACGCUCCUUCCAAACUCGCUCUUCUUCAACAAUUACAGGCAGGGAAGGCUUGUAGCACAAUCAUGGAAGAGCAGGAACCUGAAUUUGCCUUAAAGCUGACAGCUUUGCUGACGGGAAUUGCCACGGAGGUCCUUGAAUGCAGCAAGAGAAUAGAAGUAAACGGAGCCUGUGAACAAUCGCUGGCUUUGGCAGAGUUGGUUACUGUCAUGCUCGACGAGGUUCUACCCCCUGUGUUUUACUUUAUGCAGAAUGGAGAUGAAGAUAUGUCUACUACUACGUUCCAGUUCUUGAAUUCAUAUGUGACUCGAAUGAAGAACUCUAAACCAAUUAAUGGAAAGCAGGCUACCCACCUAGGUCAGAUCCUUGCUGUCGUCUUCACUCGCAUGCGGUAUGAUCCAUCAUACAAGGAUUCGAUAGAUGAGCCCGACAAGUCCGGAUUGGAAGAGGAGGAGCGGAUGGCUGAAUAUCGAAAGGAAAUUAUGGGUUUGUUUAGAUCUAUCAAUCGUGUGGCUCCUGAAGUGACGAAAACCUUUGUAGAAAGUACGUUAGCAAGGAUACUUCAGGAUUCUAGUGCUGAAUUCGAAGACGUUGAGGCUGCCAUAGUCCUUCUCCGCGUGCUAGGUGAAGGUGUAACUGAGGAAUCCAUGAAACCUGAAAAUAGGGGACCUCUUCGGGAGAUGGUUGGGGCCUUUCUAUCAAUGUCUAUUCCUUGUCAUUCUCAUCGACUUAUCGCAAUACUUUAUCUAGAGACGGUUACAAGAUACGUAAAGUUCGUUCAGUAUCAUCCUGAGUACAUACCUCGUGUUUUAUCAGCCUUUUUGGAUGCUAGGGGCAUGCAUCAUCCUAACCCUCAAGUAAGCAGUCGGGCAAGUUAUCUCUUUAUGCGUUUUGUUAAGGUUUUACGUAUUCAACUGGUUCCAUAUCUGGAGAAUAUUUUACAGAGCUUGGAGGAUUUAUUGUCCAGUGUUACAUUACCCAAACCACUGCUGAAGAAGGAUGCUGAUGAAAGAAGUUAUAUGUUUGAGGCAGUAGGUUUGUUGAUCGGUAUGGAAGACCUUGCUGUCGAAAAGCAAGCAACAUUUUUGUCAGCUCUCCUGGUUCCUCUUUGUGGGCAAGUGGAGGCGAUGUUAUCCAGAGAUGAAGUAAAAGGAGAUCCCAUAGGGCCUACUCCAAUCACUAUGGCUUUACAGCAAAUUAUUAUGGCGAUUAGCUACCUUGGCAAGGGUUUUGGAGAGCACCUCGCUACUAACGGAAGACCAGUUAUUGGUAAUAUGUUUAAGCAGACUCUUGAUGUUGUCCUUCGGGUUAUUCCAGUGUUUCCCCAAAACAAGGUGUUGCGAAGCAAGGUCACUUCCUUUCUUCAUCAAAUGGUAGAAACAUUAGGUGGUGCGGUCUUGCCAGCUCUUCCAACUAUCAUUCAGCAGCUGCUUACUGAUUGUGAGCCCAAAGACCUUGUGGAGUUCAUACAGCUAAUCAACCAGCUUAUCAACAAAUUCAAAGUCGGAAUGAUGGACAUUCUUCAAGAGAUUUUUCCUGUCAUUGUCGGCCGCGUCUUUGCCAUCCUCCCGCAAGACGGUUUUUCUGAAGGGCCUGGAAGUCUCACAGAGGAAGUGCGGGAGUUACUAGAUUUGCAGAGAAACUACUUUUUGUUAAUUCAUGCAAUGACAACCCAGGAACUUUCUCCGGUUAUGCUUUCUCAAAAGAGUAGUCCAUUACUUCAGAACAUUAUUGGUUUACUGUUGGAUGCCUCGUGCAAUCACAAAGAUGUGCUCGUAAGAAAGAUAUGUGUCCAAGUCUUCAACAAACUCAUUGCAGACUGGUGCGUGGCUAGUCCAGAAGAGGAGAAGCUAACUUCCUACUUCCAGGUGCCUGGUUUUCGCCAAUUUUUGGUGGAGAGAUUUGCAGCAGAAUGUUGCAUCUACAAAGUUUCGGAACCUUCCUUCAAUUUUCGAGAUGCGAAUACUGUUGCUUUAUUUGGUGAAAUAGUAACAGCUCAAAAGCUUUUGUAUGAGAAAUGUGGCAAUGAUUUGCUGAUGCAUUUGGCAACCAAAGUUUUGCCUGCCGUGCAUUGCCCUCCAAAUUUAGCUGAACAAUUCUGCCUACAUAUUCAGAGAUCUGACGUGAAGGAGCUCAAACCAUUGUAUAAGUCUUUUAUAGAGAAGCUGAGACCACAACAACAGCAGAAUGGUCACGCUUGGAGCAGAUAGCAGGAGAUGCUUAUUAUAAUGUUGUGUGCAAGUAACAGUUUCUUGUUGGGCGAUGAAGCCAAUAAUUGCGUUCUGCAUCUCAAAGUUUGCUUAUUUAUGAAUGACCAAGUUGAUGAAAGGGAUGAGAUAUGUCUGCUUCAUAACAUGCAUAUGGUCAUGGUCAGGACCUUGUGCUUGCUUGCACUUUACAGAAAAGAUGAGCACCGCUGAUGAGACGCUGGCAGACAGUUUGACAUCCAAUGGAGAGCUUGCCAUUGUGGAGGAGUGAAAGUGAGCAAAUCCCCUAUAUUUUUGUUAGGAAUCGAGUUUUGUUUGUAGUAAGACCCACUAUCGUAGAUUGCAUGCCAGUGAGCUGCAGAAACAUAAUUCAUACGUUGUAACGGAAUUUACCAUUGUCACCCAGAAUGUUUAGUCUUCUUGUACCCGUGCUAAUUAUAGUGAAGUUUUUGGAGAGGUUUUGCCAAGUUAGUCAUCAAAUGAGCUAUGUUGUUCCUCUUUGAACAGCAGAUUCUUCCUGUAGAACUAUCUCAGUCCAUGUGUUUGAAAAAGAGGGUGCUUAUUAAUGAAAAAUGCUAACACCAAAGGUGGUAGACGUGUUCUCAGAUAA
This is a messenger RNA of Physcomitrium patens, 4779 nucleotides long. The record is from RefSeq and is a predicted model, not a curated record. NCBI's taxonomy places the organism in Eukaryota, Viridiplantae, Streptophyta, Bryopsida, Funariales, Funariaceae.